This is a messenger RNA of Capra hircus (goat), 7743 nucleotides long. It is a transcript of the gene HCFC1, whose product is annotated as host cell factor C1. Gene Ontology annotation, molecular function: protein binding; transcription coactivator activity. The record is from RefSeq and is a predicted model, not a curated record. Lineage: Eukaryota; Metazoa; Chordata; Mammalia; Artiodactyla; Bovidae. Gene Ontology annotation, cellular component: histone methyltransferase complex. Gene Ontology annotation, biological process: regulation of DNA-templated transcription; chromatin remodeling.
CGACCAACCAGUGGUUCAUCCCGGCUGUGAGAGGGGACAUCCCUCCUGGGUGUGCAGCCUAUGGCUUCGUGUGCGAUGGGACACGCUUGCUCGUGUUUGGAGGGAUGGUGGAAUACGGGAAGUACAGCAACGACCUCUACGAGCUCCAGGCAAGCCGGUGGGAAUGGAAGAGACUGAAAGCAAAGACACCCAAAAAUGGGCCUCCUCCGUGUCCUCGGCUCGGGCACAGCUUCUCCCUUGUGGGCAACAAAUGUUACCUGUUUGGGGGUCUGGCCAAUGAUAGCGAGGACCCCAAGAACAACAUUCCGAGGUACCUGAAUGACUUAUACAUCCUGGAACUGCGGCCGGGCUCUGGAGUGGUAGCCUGGGACAUUCCCAUCACUUACGGUGUCCUGCCCCCACCCCGAGAGUCUCACACUGCAGUGGUCUACACCGAGAAAGACAACAAGAAGUCCAAACUGGUGAUCUAUGGAGGGAUGAGUGGCUGCAGGCUGGGGGACCUCUGGACCCUGGAUAUCGAGACUUUGACGUGGAAUAAGCCCAGCCUCAGUGGGGUGGCACCUCUUCCUCGAAGUCUCCACUCGGCCACUACCAUAGGAAACAAAAUGUACGUGUUUGGUGGCUGGGUGCCUCUCGUCAUGGAUGACGUCAAAGUGGCCACACACGAGAAGGAGUGGAAGUGUACCAACACCCUGGCUUGUCUCAACCUGGAUACCAUGGCUUGGGAGACCAUCCUGAUGGAUACGCUGGAAGACAAUAUUCCCAGGGCCCGUGCCGGCCACUGCGCAGUAGCCAUCAAUACCCGCCUUUACAUUUGGAGUGGGCGUGACGGCUACCGAAAGGCCUGGAACAACCAGGUCUGCUGCAAGGACCUCUGGUACCUGGAAACGGAAAAGCCGCCACCUCCAGCCCGGGUACAGCUGGUGCGAGCCAACACUAACUCCCUGGAGGUGAGCUGGGGGGCCGUGGCGACAGCCGACAGUUACCUUCUGCAGCUCCAGAAAUAUGACAUUCCUGCCACGGCUGCCACUGCCACCUCCCCCACACCCAAUCCAGUCCCGUCUGUGCCUGCCAAUCCUCCCAAGAGCCCUGCCCCAGCAGCAGCCGCACCUGCCGUGCAGCCGCUGACCCAAGUAGGCAUCACGCUCCUGCCCCAGGCUGCUGCCGCGCCCCCGACCACCACCACCAUCCAGGUCUUGCCGACGGUGCCUGGCAGCUCAAUCUCCGUGCCCGCCGCAGCCAGGACUCAAGGUGUCCCGGCUGUGCUGAAAGUGACCGGUCCUCAGGCUACCACGGGAACCCCAUUGGUCACCAUGCGACCUGCCAGCCAGGCUGGGAAAGCCCCCGUGACUGUGACCUCCCUUCCCGCAGGCGUGCGGAUGGUUGUGCCUACACAGAGUGCCCAGGGGACGGUCAUUGGCAGCAGCCCACAGAUGAGUGGCAUGGCUGCGUUGGCAGCCGCGGCUGCUGCCACCCAGAAGAUCCCUCCUUCCUCGGCACCCACAGUCCUGAGUGUCCCGGCUGGCACUACCAUCGUCAAAACCGUGGCCGUGACGCCAGGCACCACCACGCUCCCAGCCACUGUGAAGGUGGCCUCCUCACCAGUCAUGGUGACAACCCAGCCCACUCGCAUGCUGAAGACUGCAGCUGCCCAGGUGGGGACCUCUGUCUCUUCUGCCGCCAACACAUCUACCCGUCCCAUCAUCACUGUACACAAGUCCGGGACCGUGACAGUGGCCCAGCAAGCCCAGGUGGUGACCACAGUGGUGGGUGGGGUCACCAAGACCAUCACCCUGGUGAAGAGCCCCAUCUCGGUCCCAGGAGGCAGUGCUCUGAUUUCCAACCUGGGCAAAGUGAUGUCAGUGGUCCAGACCAAACCGGUUCAGACUUCGGCAGUCACAGGCCAGGCAUCUACAGGCCCGGUGACUCAGAUUAUCCAGACCAAAGGACCCCUGCCAGCCGGGACCAUCCUGAAGCUGGUGACGUCUGCAGAUGGCAAGCCCACUACCAUCAUCACAACCACGCAGGCCAGCGGGGCAGGGACUAAGCCUACCAUCCUGGGCAUCAGCAGUGUGUCCCCCAGCACCACCAAGCCCGGCACCACCACUAUCAUUAAGACCAUCCCCAUGUCGGCCAUCAUCACACAGGCGGGCGCCACGGGCGUGACUAGCAGUGCCGGCAUCAAGUCGCCCAUCACCAUUAUCACCACCAAGGUGAUGACUUCUGGAACUGGAGCCCCCGCCAAAAUCAUCACGGCUGUUCCCAAAAUCGCUACGGGCCACGGGCAGCAAGGAGUGACCCAGGUGGUGCUGAAGGGUGCACCUGGCCAGCCAGGCACAAUCCUGCGCACCGUGCCUAUGGGGGGUGUCCGCCUGGUUACCCCCGUUACUGUCUCUGCUGUCAAGCCGGCCGUCACCACACUGGUUGUCAAGGGCACCACAGGUGUCACGACCCUGGGCACGGUGACAGGCACCGUCUCUACCAGCCUGGCCGGAGCCGGGGGCCAUAGCACCAGCGCCUCACUGGCCACGCCCAUCACCACGUUGGGCACCAUCGCCACCCUCUCAAGUCAGGUGAUCAACCCCACUGCCAUCACUGUGUCGGCGGCGCAGACGACGCUAACGGCGGCCGCUGGGCUCACCACGCCCACCAUCACCAUGCAGCCUGUCUCCCAGCCUACCCAGGUGACUCUGAUAACGGCACCCAGCGGGGUGGAGGCCCAGCCUGUGCACGACCUCCCAGUGUCCAUUCUGGCCUCCCCUACUACAGAACAGCCCACGGCCACGGUCACCAUCGCUGAUUCAGGCCAGGGUGACGUGCAGCCCGGCACCGUGACCCUGGUGUGCUCCAACCCGCCGUGCGAGACCCAUGAGACAGGCACCACCAACACAGCCACCACCACCGUCGUCGCUAAUCUUGGGGGGCACCCCCAGCCCACCCAAGUGCAGUUCGUCUGCGACAGACAGGAGGCCACUGCUGCUCUCGUGACCUCCACGGUGGGCCAGCCGAAUGGCAGUGUCGUUCGUGUCUGCUCCAACCCGCCGUGUGAAACUCACGAGACUGGCACCACCAGCACAGCCACCACCGCCAUGUCUGGCAUCGGAGGUGGGCCGCGGCGAGACAUCCGGCUCGCCUGCGCGGCCACCACCAUUCCCACCGUGGUCCGGGUCAGCGUGACUGCCGGGGCGUCAGAGGGAGCCCAGGUUUCCAUCAAGCCCGCAUGCCAAACCCGUCAGACCAGCGCGACCAGCACCACCAUGACUGUGAUGGCCACCGGGGCCCCGUGCUCAGCCGGCCCGCUCCUCAGACCAAGUGUGGCCCUCGAGGCCGCUGGCCGCGGUGCCACUCUCUUACAGCUGGGGCCGCUGAGUGCCCAGGUCAGGCCCGGUGGCGAGGAAAGGUCCCUUGCCGGCCUGGGCCCGCUGGUGUCCAUGGGGCGCCAGCUGGAGGUGCAUCACACGCACACGACCAACACAGCCACUGUGGCCUGCUCUGCCAUGGGUGCCGGGGAGCCCCAUGAGCUGCUGGGGGCCCCCACACUUGUGUACGAGAGUUCAGCCAGUGCCUCUGUGACUGCCACGGCCUUGGAAGCACUGCUGUGCCCCUCGGCCACCGUGACCCAGGUCUGCUCCAACCCCCCGUGUGAGACCCACGAGACGGGCACCACCCACACACCCACCACGGCCACAUCCGGAGGAGCUGCAGGCCAGCCAGAGGGCGGGCAGCAGCCUCCUGCCAGCCGGCCCUGUGAGACGCACCAGACCGCUUCCACUGGCACGACCAUGUCUGUCAGCUUGGGCGCCCUGCUCCCGGAUGCCGCCCCCUCCCACAGGACCCUGGAGUCCAGCCUGGAGGUGGCAGUGCCACCCGCAGUCACCCCUCAGGCCGGCACUUCGUUGCUCACUCCUUUCCCAACGCAAAGGGUGUGCUCCAACCCGCCCUGUGAGACGCACGAGACAGGCACUACGCACACAGCCACCACUGUCACCUCCAACAUGAGUUCCAACCAAGACCCCCCACCGCCUGCUGGUGACCAGGGAGAGGUGGAGAGCACCCAGGGCGACAGUGUGAAUAUCGCCAGUUCCAGUCCCAUCACGACAACAGUGUCCUCCACGCUGACACGGGCCGUGACCACCGUGACGCAGUCCACGCCAGUCCCAGGCCCUUCGGUGCCGCCCCCAGAGGAGCUCCAGGCCUCUCCAGGGCCGCGCCAGCAGCUUCCACCACGGCAGCUCCUGCAGCCUGCCUCCGCGCCCCUGGUGGGGGACUCCGCCGAGGUCCUGUCAGCCUCCCAGAGCCCUGAGCUCCAGGCCGCCGUGGAUCUGAGCAGUACAGGGGACCCGUCUUCAGGCCAGGAGCCUGCCACCUCGGCUGUGGUGGCCACCGUGGUGGUCCAGCCACCGCCACCCACCCAGUCUGAAGUAGACCAGUUGUCCCUCCCCCAAGAGCUGAUGGCCGAGGCCCAGGCGGGCACCACCACCCUCAUGGUGACAGGGCUCACCCCAGAGGAGCUGGCAGUGACUGCUGCUGCUGAAGCAGCCGCGCAGGCUGCAGCCACAGAGGAGGCCCAGGCCCUGGCCAUCCAGGCCGUACUCCAGGCCGCACAGCAGGCUGUCAUGGGCACUGGGGAGCCCAUGGAUACUUCAGAGGCGGCCGCGGCGGUGACGCAGGCAGAGCUGAGCCACCUGUCGGCUGAGGGCCAGGAAGGCCAGGCGACCACUAUUCCCAUUGUGCUAACGCAACAGGAGCUGGCCGCCCUGGUCCAGCAGCAGCAGCUUCAGGAGGCGCAGGCCCAGCAGCAGCAGCACCACCUGCCCACGGAAGCUCUGGCCCCUGCCGACAGCCUCAAUGACCCGACCAUCGAGAGCAACUGCCUCAAUGAGCUGGCCGGGGCUGUGCCCAGUACCGUGGGCCUACUGCCCCCCACGGCCACUGAGAGCCUGGCCCCGUCGAACACAUUUGUGGCCCCCCAGCCGGUCGUCGUGGCCAGCCCCGCGAAGCUGCAGGCCGCGGCCACCCUGACAGAAGUGGCCAACGGCAUUGAGUCCCUGGGUGUGAAGCCAGACCUGCCACCGCCACCUAGCAAAGCCCCUGUAAAGAAGGAGAACCAGUGGUUUGACGUGGGGGUUAUUAAGGGCACCAAUGUGAUGGUGACACACUAUUUCCUGCCACCCGAAGACGCUGUCCCGACUGAUGAUGACUCAGGCACCAUGCCCGACUACAACCAGCUAAAGAAGCAGGAGCUGCAGCCAGGCACUGCCUAUAAGUUCCGCGUCGCCGGGAUCAAUGCCUGUGGCCGGGGGCCCUUCAGUGAGAUCUCAGCCUUUAAAACAUGUCUGCCUGGCUUCCCGGGGGCCCCGUGUGCCAUUAAAAUCAGCAAAAGUCCAGACGGUGCUCACCUCACCUGGGAGCCGCCCUCUGUGACCUCCGGCAAGAUCAUCGAGUACUCAGUGUACCUGGCCAUCCAGAGCGCACAGGCCGGUGGUGAGACCAAGAGCUCGACCCCAGCGCAGCUGGCCUUCAUGCGGGUGUACUGCGGGCCCAGCCCCUCCUGCCUCGUGCAGUCCUCCAGCCUCUCCAACGCCCACAUUGACUACACCACCAAGCCCGCCAUCAUCUUCCGCAUCGCCGCCCGCAACGAGAAGGGCUAUGGCCCAGCCACCCAAGUCAGGUGGUUGCAAGAAACCAGUAAAGACAGCUCUGGCGCCAAGCCGGCCAGCAAGCGGCCCAUGUCGUCUCCAGAAAUGAAAUCUGCGCCAAAGAAAUCGAAGGCAGACGGUCAGUGAGAGGCAGCUGCCCGGCGCCUGGCUUCUUCUCCAGCCUCCCCUCUGCUUCAGGACCGCCGCCUGCCCCGCCCCGCCCACCCCACGCCUGGCGCGCACUCCACCCUCACGAGCCAGCAGCUGCCCUCCUCCCCCCUUCCUCUCUCUCUGUUUUUACAAGAAUCUUGAGAAAGCACAUUUUACCAUGGCUGCGGGGAUGGGGGGCGGGGGGCGGGGAGCGGAAGGCAGAUGCUAAAGAGCAAGUGAGGGAGCGGGUGCACCCCCUUCCUCCAGGGAGCCCUCGAGCGAGAGACCUAAACGCACCGGAGCAGACGGAAAGCCCACCUCCUCCAAAGUCUGCACACCUCUUGCUAUUGCCCUUGGCUCCAGGGAUCAGCCAAGGCCCGAGGAGUUGGUGGGGGGAGCUUGUAGAAGCACCCCUGGCCCCCUUCCCCACCUCUAGCCUCAGAGUCUUGGGGGGCACGCCCCCCCCCCCCCCGAACCGGGUAUCUGUCUGGUUCUGUUUUCCUUUGUGACCUUAGCAUUUCUUGCCACGUGACGCCCGCCUGCCCUUUUGGUUUAUCCAACCCUGCCCUGCCUGGCAGUCCCAUGGGAAGCUGACACGUUUUCUCAGAGGCCUUCAUUCUCCCAUCCCGUCCUCCCUCCCCUCCUCUUACCGUUCAGAGAAGAAAAAGUGAACGAAAAAGCGAGGGGCGGAGAAGGAGCCCCAUGGUGGCCUGAGCAGUGUUCUGUGAAAACCUCCUGAUGCCCACCUGGGGCCUCGAGGAGCCCUCCCACCGAGCCCGGCUUCGGCCUCUCUGGGGUCGGGGUUAGGGGCCACAUCACCAACUGCUGCAUUUGUUGUAUUUUUUUUAAGUUGAAAUGGAUGAAGUUAACAGUUUUAUUGUAAUUUUAGUCUUAGCGUGUGGGGUUUUGUCCCUUUUUUUUGUUGUUAUUAUUAGUUGUGUACAGAAUGUGUAUCUUUUUCUGUUUUUUUUUUUUUUUUUUUUCUUUUUUAACCUUUUAUCCUUGGCGAAGCCUUGGCAGGGAUCUUUCUGGACGAAAAAGUGAGGGGUGGCCAGGGCAGGAGGAGUAUGGCAUUUUCCCUGUGGGCCUGGUGUCUGCUGCCCAGUGCGAUUUUCUUUCUGGCCCCUGCCGUGUGCCCUGCUGCCUGUCCCCAGGUCUCUGGGAUGACGGAGGGUGAGCGGUCAAAUCUUGCCCCCCUCUUGGCUCCAACACUUAGAGGCUUGAGCUUGAGAGUCCUCUAGAACCCAGAGUCAGACUUCCUGAGGACGAUGGUGCAAAGGCGUGGGUACAACCCGAUACCCAGCCCUGGCUCCGUGGCCCUCUCCACGACCCCCAGGCUCCCUCCCUGGCAUGAGUGCUUAGAACAUCCAACAUACAGCCGCCACUUCCCGCGGCCACCCUCUCUGGGCAGGGAUGGCACACGUUGGACAGGAACCCAGCCUCUGAGGCUGCCUGGGACGACAAGUCGUGUGGUACCAUCAAUGCUACGAAGUUGGGCUCUGGGCUCUGCUGGGAGCGGCUAGUCCAGUGCCAGCUCUGCCCCAUGUCCAAGGUUUUUAGCAAGGAGUGAGACUUGCGAGCAAGUCGCACCGAAGGAUUUAAACCGAACAGCCGAUGUCUUCAAAGCCCCUUCCUCUGCCCUGGAGAUGCAGCUGGGGCUGGGAAGACCCCAGCCUCUGCAGACCCCUGCCCCUAGCCCCCACCCUCUGGGGCCUCUGUUGUAUUAUAGUAUAUUUCGCUGUGGAAAACGUCACGUUUAGUCACCUUGGAGCCCACCGCCUGAUCCCAUUGUCUUCCCCCCCCAGCCCGAUUCCUGAGCGCCCUCUGAUCUCUCUGUUUCUGGAAACAGUACGCCCAUUCAUUAUUGUAGAGUAACCCUUGUGACUCAAUAUUACCAUAGUGCGAUGUCGUUUUGUGCUAUUUUGAACAAUUAAAAGACUUUUUGAAAUAACGA